AUGUUAAGAGUGAUGCGCAAAGUACGCAGCGGCUUGUUGAAGGAGUUGAGGAAAGAAUCAGUCAUAUACGAGUUAAUAUUAAAUGGUAAAGAACGGGUACAACAUAUUGAGUAUAUGUUGGACUAUUUUGAGGACUUCCCACUUCAAGAUAGGUGGAUGACUAUACCAGAUAUGGGACACCUCAUUGCAUCUUGUUAUAAUGUUUAUUUGGAAGGUCAACACCCUAUGCCACCAGUUGAUGAGCGUUGGUUGAGAUGUGCAACCAUAACUGCAUCAAAUUGGCUUACGCCAUAUCAGGAUCGUAUACGUCAAUUUAGAUAUGAAGCUGGUGUAGUAGACCCUUAUAAUAAUGACCCUAUAUUUAUUGAGUAG
This is a messenger RNA of Prunus armeniaca (apricot), 372 nucleotides long. The record is from the annotation of a GenBank genome assembly. NCBI's taxonomy places the organism in Eukaryota, Viridiplantae, Streptophyta, Magnoliopsida, Rosales, Rosaceae.